Messenger RNA from Dinoponera quadriceps, 364 nucleotides. RefSeq lists its product as uncharacterized. The record is from RefSeq and is a predicted model, not a curated record. The transcript is spliced from 3 exons. The annotation marks the transcript as partial. Lineage: Eukaryota; Metazoa; Arthropoda; Insecta; Hymenoptera; Formicidae.
AUGAUUGCGUGGUUAAUAAUUUGCUAUAAAAGCGCAGUGGCACCUUCCAUAAGAUACAGUGCAUUAUCUGGGAUAAGUGAGAAACCUGAGAAGACCAUUAUGAAGACCAUCGUAAUUUUGAUUGUGCUGAUUGUCGCUACGGGUGUGGUUUACGCCAACAACAAAUAUGCACUAAGAUGGAGACAAAAUUAUGAGGAAUGUGCGCAAAUGUUUGGUGUGGAGGUUGACGUCCGAAUCGAUCUGAUCCUAUGCGCGUUGAUCAAGGAUGGUGAAGUAAGCAUAUUUCAGUUACUCAAGAAUUCCGAUUCAGAUUUUGAAUUUAAUUUAACUUCAAUACCAUCAGUGAAAGCAAAUUAUUCGUCAA